Messenger RNA from Schistosoma mattheei, 1464 nucleotides. Lineage: Eukaryota; Metazoa; Platyhelminthes; Trematoda; Strigeidida; Schistosomatidae. The record is from the annotation of a GenBank genome assembly.
AUGGAAUCAAAAUCAAAUAAUUCACAAAAUCAAUCAUCUAUAUUCCUUCAUGAUAUAUUCAAUGCAAAAACUGCUCCUGUUACACCAUGUCGUAGAAUAAAACAACAUCAACACAACUAUACUACUAAAAUAUCCGAUACAGGAAUAUCAAAUUAUGAACAGAAAAAGUGUACAAAUAUCACUACUACUACUACUACUACUGACAAUGAUAAUAAUAAUAAUAGUACUAGUAGUAAGCAUAAAUCUUCUACAAUGCUUGUUACUAAUACAUCAUUUAAAGAUUUAAAUAGCGGACAUUAUCAAAGAAAGAAAAAUCUAUCCUAUUGUAAUGCAUCUACUGAACAUGGGAAGAAAAUCUCUGUUGCUAAACGAUUACUUCAUAAUUUUCCACUUAGUAGUUCACCUUCAAUACUCCAUCAAUCAUUGUUUAUAUCACCUCAAAAAGAUCAUUCAUUUAAUAUUUGUACUACAUCAUUAACAGAUAAUAUUGAUCCAAUUCAUUAUCGUCUUUCACAAACAUUUCCAUUUGUAUUGCCUACAUCAAAAAUAAGAUCAUCAUCGUUACAUUUACCUAGGUUAUCAUCACAUCAACAACAAUCUCAACAUUAUUCUUCUACAAAUCUAUCUCAUUUAGCCUUAGCUGCUCUUGCAGCUGUCCAAGUAACAAUUUCUAAUAAUAAUAAUGCAUAUAAACAUAUUACACAUGAUGAGAAUGUUACUUUUGUUCAUCGUCAUCAUCAUUCCCCGGUUUUAAUGUCAACAUCGAAUUUUUCUCAUUCACAAUCCUCUCCAGUGAACUCUACUUAUUUGAAUAUAAAAUUGGCAAAUAAUUUAGAAGUAAUUCGAGAAGGUCCUUUACUAUGUUGUACUACCUCUUUAACAUCAUUUAAAAUUGCCAAGUUUCAUAAUUCAUCAUCAAUCAGUAGUAGUAAUACAUCAUCAUCAUCACCACCACAAUUGUCAACUUCAUUUACAGAUCAUUUCAAUAUUUCCACGAUUCCAUUUUGUCAAACUCUUCAUAAUAUGAAUCCAUCAACUCUGAAAUUACAAGUAAAUAAUAAUCAAUCACCAAUAAAACAACAAAAUAAGUUAAAUAUACAAACAGAAAUGAAUUAUAAUCUACAUGAAAUACAUUCACCAUCUACUAUUACUGCUAAUCUUUCAUAUUCUUAUUCACAAACUUCUUUAUCUUCCAUGAUGUCUACUUCGUUAUCGUCUUCCUCUUCUUCGUCUAAUAAUAAUAAUAAUAAUAAUAAUAAUAAUAAUAAUAAUAUCCAUGAUGGUGAACAAUCUACAAACUAUAGAAAUGAACAUUUAUCCCCUCAAUUAAUUUCUACUAAUUGUCAUUGUAAAUAUCUAAGAAAAUCUUUAUUUUCACGUACAUUUUAUAAAAAAUUUAAAAAUUAUUGGGCUGUACUACUUAUUUCAUUAAAUAAUAAUAAUAAUAAUGAAUAUGCUUUUUAG